Metarhizium album ARSEF 1941 is the source of this 1107-nucleotide messenger RNA. RefSeq names its product NAD(P)-binding domain protein. The record is from RefSeq and is a predicted model, not a curated record. The transcript has a single exon. NCBI's taxonomy places the organism in Eukaryota, Fungi, Ascomycota, Sordariomycetes, Hypocreales, Clavicipitaceae. Bases 1 to 1107 code for a protein of 368 amino acids. Gene Ontology annotation, molecular function: oxidoreductase activity, acting on the CH-OH group of donors, NAD or NADP as acceptor.
AUGCCUUCCAGAAUGGCCUCGGCUAUUAGGCCGCCCGAGACAGUUGUUGUAACUGGAGCCAAUGGCUUCAUAGCUCAACACUGCAUUGCAGCAUUGCUCAACCAUGGACACAACGUUGUUGGAACCGUCAGGUCGGCAAGCAAAAUCGACCCGGUAAAGAAAGCACACAAGUCACACCCCAACCUGCAACUAGUCGUUGUCGACGACAUCACUUCGUCAGAAUGUUACCUCGGGGCUCUGGGCAACUCGGCGCCGAGUGCGAUUCUUCAUCUUGCCGCGCCAUUCCAUUACAGCGCCACCAACUUCGAAACCGAACUUAUGAUCCCCGCCGUACUUGGUUCGACAGCAAUCCUCGAGGCCGCAACUCGAAUCAAGAGCAUCAGGCGGGUCGUCCACACGAACAGCUUCGCCUGCAUAUACGACGCUGCUGCUGGACCCUCUCCAGAAAAGACAUACACUUCUAAAGACUGGAGUCCGCUCACCUACGAAGACGGCGUCAACGCCUCCAACGCUCCCACCGCCUACCGAGCCAGCAAGGCAGCUGCCGAAAAAGCUGCGUGGGAUUUCAUGUCGGAGAGGAAACCUGCCUUCGAUCUGGUGAGCCUCUGUCCCACCAUGGUCUUUGGUCCUUUCCUGCCUGGAUCAAAGCCGAACACCAUCGAGGAUGUCAACACGAGCAACCUCAUGGUUUGGUCCGUCGUCUCUGCUGGCAACAACCGACCUGUCCCUCCCACAAAAGGCCCAUGCUGGGUCGACGUGCGAGAUGUAGCCGAAGCCCAUGUGAAAGCACUCCUUGUUCCCGAAGCAGGCGGCGGCCGCUACAUGCUUUGCCAGAGCGUCUAUUGCAACCAGGAGCUUGCCGACGUUAGCCGCAAGGUGACUUCGAGAUAUUUGGACAAGAUUCCAGUCGGCGAGCCCGGCAAGCGAGAGAGCCAUACCCAUUUCGGGGUCGACGUAAGCGACACGGAGAGAGUGCUUGGGCUGAAAUGGAGAGGACUGGAGGACUGUCUAGGCGAUCUUGUGCCUCAGCUGUUUGAGAUUGAACGAGGUUCGGUUUCGGCUUCGGCUUCGUCCAGGUGUAAGCUGGCAAACAUGCUAGAGUGCUGA